Manihot esculenta (cassava) is the source of this 2269-nucleotide messenger RNA. RefSeq names its product tyrosine decarboxylase 2. Gene Ontology annotation, biological process: amino acid metabolic process. The transcript has 12 exons. Bases 163 to 1416 code for a protein of 417 amino acids. Gene Ontology annotation, molecular function: pyridoxal phosphate binding; carboxy-lyase activity. NCBI's taxonomy places the organism in Eukaryota, Viridiplantae, Streptophyta, Magnoliopsida, Malpighiales, Euphorbiaceae. The record is from RefSeq and is a predicted model, not a curated record.
AGUGGAGAAUAGUGAAGCGCUCAACAAAUAUUUUCCUUCUUCAUUCCCAUAUAUGCCAAAAGACAUUGAUUUCUCCGUUUAAAGCCCUCUUAAGCAGCACAAUACCUACUCUUCUUCUUUCGCUAGAACAAUCAAUCCUUUGCUUCCAUUUACCACCAAAAAAUGGAAGGGGAGUUGAGACCCAUGGACGCUGAGCAACUCAGAGAGUAUGGACAUCAGAUGGUUGAUUUUAUUGCUGAUUACUAUAAAACCAUUGAGAAUUUCCCUGUUCUCAGCCAAGUGGAGCCUGGGUAUCUUCAUAAGCUUCUGCCAGAUUCUGCACCAAAUCAACCUGAGGCAUUGCAGAAUGUUCUUGAUGAUGUUAGAGUAAAGAUUUUACCAGGAGUGACCCAUUGGCAAAGCCCAAACUAUUUUGCAUAUUAUCCUUCUAACAGUAGUGUUGCCGGAUUUUUGGGAGAAAUGCUUAGUGCUGGUAUCAAUAUGAUUGGUUUCAGCUGGAUAACUUCUCCUGCUGCAACAGAGCUUGAAAUGAUCGUUCUAGACUGGCUUGGAAAAAUGCUCAAGCUCCCUGAAGAAUUUCUCUCUUCAGGACAAGGAGGUGGAGUAAUACAGGGUACUGCUAGUGAAGCUGUUCUAGUUGUACUACUAGCUGCCCGAGACAAGGUCUUGACAAGGGUUGGAAAAGAUUCCCUUAAAAAGCUUGUGGUUUAUGGAUCUGAUCAAACACAUUCAGCUUUGCAAAAGGCCUGCCAGAUAGCAGGAGUUCAUCUGGAUAAUUGCAGGCUGCUAAAGACAGACUCUUCCAAAAACUAUGCUCUUUCCCCAGAUAUACUUUGUGAUGCAAUUUCGCAAGACAUGUCCAAUGGAUUGAUUCCCUUCUUUUUAUGUGCUACUGUUGGCACUACUUCAUCAGCAACUGUUGAUCCAUUGCUUGCACUAGGAAAGAUUGCUAAGAAAUAUGGAAUGUGGUUUCAUGUGGAUGCCGCCUAUGCUGGAAGUGCUUGUAUAUGCCCAGAGUACCGCUGUUACAUUGAUGGUGUUGAGGAAGCUGACUCUUUUAACAUGAAUGCGCAUAAAUGGUUCCUAACAAACUUUGAUUGCUCAGCCCUUUGGGUGAAGGAUAGGAAUGCUCUUAUUCAGUCACUUUCUACAAAUCCAGAGUUUCUAAAAAACAAAGCUUCCCAAGCAAACAUGGUUGUGGAUUACAAAGAUUGGCAAAUUCCUCUUGGACGUCGAUUUAGGUCGUUGAAACUGUGGAUGGUAUUACGAUUAUAUGGUGUGGCAAAUCUACAGCGCUACAUCAGAAAUCAUAUUAACUUGGCUAAAUAUUUUGAAGGGCUUGUUACUGGAGACAGUAGGUUUGAGAUAAUGAGGAGUUUGAUACUAUCCAAGAGGCUUGAACUGCUCAAUGUUUAGGUGAGACUAUGAGGACAGAAUAGGCAAUGGGAAUGGAAAAUACUGCAGCCAGGCGAUUUGUGGAGCUUACAGUUCUUAAAGAUAUUUAAUGAUUUCAGUCUUGACAGAAAACUGGUAGGGCCAACAUUUUUUACAAGCCCCCUAUCCGUGAUCCAUAUAUCUAGGCAUCACCUUAUUAGUUUAAGGAUAUAAUUGUGGCUGUAUACUUGAUGUUACGAUUUCAUGUUUGGGGGAAGCAAUUACUUCAGUAAGCAACUUGAAGUUCAACUAGCAUUCGUUGGUAUUACAACUUGUUAACUUGAGAGGAUAGCUGAUGCCAGAAAACCAAUCCACGUCGACUCUGGUGAUAGUUAUCAUGCUGCAACACUAGAAUUGGUAUUGCUGGAAAGAUGGAUGAAUUGAUUUCGAAUGACUAUCUUAUUAUUUGACUGUAAUUGGAUGAAUAAUGCCCCUUCAGCCAGUGCUGCCUUUUGGAAUUAGCUGUUAUUGGAUUUAACACAGUGAAGUAUGCUUGUCUAACAUACUAACUCAACUGGAUUGACUAACAAAUUGCCUCAAAAGGUUGUAAAAUAGGAAUUAUGGGUAGGUUUAGCAGCCUGCCUUCAUGCUAGAACAGGACAGUAGCUUCCACUCUGAAAUUCUCUUUCUGUACAAGGCUACAAUGGUAUGCUAUAGUUCUUGUAUGGCAGUGCUUGUGAUGAAAAUGACUUCAUAAAUUCAUAGUGGACUGGAAGGUUGAAAAAUGAUGCUACAGAACUAGUUGUUUUAAGUUAUAGAUGUAGUAUGCUUCAUGUUUAUACACGUGAUAUUUUUAGAUUCUGCAUGGCUGUGGUUUUUUCCUUAAAUGGUUUUG